GGGCCUGGAAGCGCCCGGAGAACGGGCCGGCGCCGGUCCUUGCGGCGCCAGGGAACCCCAUCAUGGACGCCGAAUCCUGGCCGGCGCUGCCCGGCCAGCUCCCUCCCGCGCCGACCACGCCGCCCAAGGCGUCCCCUAAGGCCACCGCUCCUCCCCCUGAGGCAGCGAUCGCACCGGUCUCACUGGGCAACUCUGGCGUCAAGGAUGGUGAUGAAGCACUGCUGCGCGGUCCACCUGUUCGGCGUGCUCUGGUGAUGCCAGCAGGCGAUGGGCUCGUGACGCGUGCCCCUGCUCCAGAGCUAUCCCCAGUGUACUCGCCUACUGCCCGGAGCAAUGGUGGUGGGCUGGUCAUGCCUGCACGUGAUGGGCUGGUGGCGCGUGCCCCUGCUCCAGAGCUAUCCCCAGUGUACUCGCCCAAUGGCCGGAGCAAUGGCGGUGGGCUGGUGAUGCCUGCAGGUGAUGGGCUGGUGGCGCGUGCCCCUGCCCCAGAGCUAUCCCCGGUGUACUCGCCUAAUGGCCGGAGCAAUGGUGGCGGUGAUCAUAAUCAGAAUGGCCGUUUUGGUUCCCAUCCCCAUGGCCGAAACGGCAGCUAUGGUGGGGGGAACAGAAGGGGCAAUGGUGGUCGGCAUGGACACGAGCACCAUGGAGGGUUUGAUGGGCAACGGCGUGGCGGUGGACGCAGGGAUGGACAUGGACCAGGGCAUCAGCAGCGUAAUCACCAGCCAUCGUACAUCAGGGCUCCUUCUCCUCCACUGGCUGUUAUAGCGGCGGCACCUCCUCCGCCACCAUUUGUUGGCUCUGCUAAUCCACAGACACCGCCUUAUGGGGCACCUAUGGGCUUCCCUGACAUGUCACCUCAUCUUUACUAUUUUGCCGUGCCCACCUCGGAUGGUCUUCAAGCCCUUCCGUUUGUGCCUCCCCCGCCAACCCCUCCAGCCAUGUUAAUUUCUCCAUUGGAACAACUCCAAAGGGAGCUACUGGUGCAGAUAGAAUACUACUUUAGUGAUGAAAAUUUGUGCAAGGACAUUUACCUGCGACAACAUAUGGAUGGCCAGGGCUGGGUGCCAGUAUCAUUGAUUGCUGGCUUUAACCAGGUCCAAAAGUUCCUACACCGUAUUGGGCAAGUAAAAAAGCUGGCUGAUAAUAUACAGUUUAUCUUGGAUACAAUUCUGCUAUCUACUGUGGUGGAAGUACAGGGUGACAAAAUACGGAGGCGUGCAAGAUGGGAGAUGUGGUUGCUUCGGAGAUCAAAUUAUUCUGCUGGAAAUUCUUCUGGUUUAUUUUCCCCUGUGACAUCCAACAUUGACACAUUGACAUCUCAGUUUCAAUCCGUUGGACUUGAGGGGACAACAUACCAUCCUAGUAUGCAAGGAAUGCCCGGUGGAGCUCUCCUUACUAGGUCAACAACUUCUGCUAGUAUAGGCUAUCAAGCACCUACCUUCGAAGGACUUCACAGCAAUGGGAGUGGACCCAUUUUUGGGCAGAACACCGCAAGAAGUUUACUCCGGAGCGAUACCUUUUGAGAUUAUACCCAAGAGAGUACAGUGGCAUGCCGAGUUUUCAGUGUUUACGGCACGCUUGCCUGGAUGAGGAUGAAGAUGAUUGUUCAAAAAAAGGAUUUGAAAAAAAUAUCAAAACCCCAAAAAAAGAUAGUAGAGAUAGUAAUACACAAAAAAAUAAAAAAAAAAAUCUGAAAACUAUAAAAAAAAAUAGUAGAUGGAACUUCUGAAUUUUAGUUGUUGAGCUUUUUUCUUUUUGGAGAUGUGUUAUUAUAUGUCAUGUUUCUGCUUGAAUGAUGGACAGUUAUUGUCUCUUUGUGUAAACCGAGUUAUCCUAGAUACUGGACAUUGAAGACACAAAACUAUAUAAAAAUGACAUUACUUGUA
This is a messenger RNA of Lolium rigidum, 1886 nucleotides long. RefSeq names its product la-related protein 1B-like. Bases 63 to 1523 code for a protein of 486 amino acids. The transcript has 6 exons. NCBI's taxonomy places the organism in Eukaryota, Viridiplantae, Streptophyta, Magnoliopsida, Poales, Poaceae. Gene Ontology annotation, molecular function: RNA binding. The record is from RefSeq and is a predicted model, not a curated record.